UUGGAUUCAUUGGUUUGAGAUAACAGUUGCCACAUAUGUUGUUGUUUCUUCAUAGCUGUGGUCCUAUCCAAGUUGGUUGUUUUUACCGCACUAGAAACAUUUCACACACUAAAAAGGGAAAACUUCUAGUAGUGCCGCAAUGUUGGAAAGCAAGUGUGAAUAAGGACUUUAAAGAUGCACCCUUUAGUUCCAACUAUAUCAUAGAUGACAACUCUAUACCAGAAGGUCACAGGUCACUACACGAAACUCUUUACUCACGCGGAGAAGAAGAGCAUAAAACUCCAAGCAAGCAGCAAGUCAAGUUUCGGUCGGAUGGUUCCAAUUGGUUGCCUGUAGACCUGUUUCUUAAUGGAAUGGAAGACGAGAAAGUGGGUGCAGUUUACGCAGUUUAUGAUGCAAACCGUGAUAUUCGAUUCAUUGGAAUAUCUAGAGAUGUUUGUUUUGCUUUGAAAGCACACCGAGAAGCGCUUUCAGAUAGAGAUGUUGCGUGGCUAAGACUCAAGACUUGGGACUUUCCUCGGCGCGUGGAAAUGGAACAGUGUCAAAAAGAUUGGAUCGCAGAAUUGGGAUUCACGCCUCCAGGAAACAUAACAACUAAUGAAGAGUCUAAACUUUGGGCCAAAAGUAUAAAGGAAGCAACCCAGCUUGUUGCAAGUGACGUGGAACCCGAAAGAAAGUCUACUUAUGAGGAAAAGAAGUUCAAAUUGAGAAAGGCGAUGGCUGAUCCUUCUCUUAUAGAUGAAGAAUCUCGGGAAAUAUUUGAAAGAGAUCCCACUAUUCAUGCUAUUUCGGAAGGAGACUGGAGUAAAGUGAUCGAACAACAGAGCAACAAGGUUCUUCAGGACGCAGUGACCAGUCCUUUUGAGUCAGUCGAAGUUGUAGCGAACAAUAAUAGAGUUGACGAAAGAUCCAACUCAAAUACAGCUGAAAGUGGUAGUUUCCUGACCGUAGAGAAUGUGAAUCUUGUGUUGGAUGAGGUGAGACCUUAUUUGGAGUCGGAUGGAGGAAAUGUAAAAGUACUAUCAGUGGAUACCAAUCGUAAUGUUGUAUUAUUACUUCAAGGUGCUUGUGGUACUUGUCCAAGUUCAACGACCACUAUGAAGCUGGGUAUAGAACGGAUAUUGAGACAGCGGUUUCCCAAUAUUGGAGAAAUAGUAGCGCAGUCAGAAGUGGCUUCCGUGACCACUAUUCCAUUGGAAGAGCGUUGUGAGUCUUUACUGGAAGAAAUUAGACCUGCAAUCAUAGGCUUGGGAGGGUCCAUCUCGGUCAGUCGUGUAGAGAAUAAUCAAGUGUUUCUAUUAUACCAAGGACCUGAUAAGAUUAAAUAUGGAAUUGAAUUGGCUUUGAAGGAAAAACUCGGUUCCUCGGUUUCCAUUGUAUUUGAAUAAAAGGCCAUUUUUCAUGGAACAUUG
This is a messenger RNA of Galdieria sulphuraria, 1412 nucleotides long. Its product is annotated as iron-sulfur cluster scaffold protein. Gene Ontology annotation, molecular function: iron-sulfur cluster binding; iron ion binding. The record is from RefSeq and is a predicted model, not a curated record. NCBI's taxonomy places the organism in Eukaryota, Rhodophyta, Bangiophyceae, Galdieriales, Galdieriaceae. The transcript has 3 exons. Bases 36 to 1388 code for a protein of 450 amino acids. Gene Ontology annotation, cellular component: mitochondrion. Gene Ontology annotation, biological process: iron-sulfur cluster assembly.